This is a messenger RNA of Drosophila willistoni, 2971 nucleotides long. Its product is annotated as arginine/serine-rich protein PNISR. Lineage: Eukaryota; Metazoa; Arthropoda; Insecta; Diptera; Drosophilidae. Gene Ontology annotation, molecular function: RNA binding. Bases 94 to 2793 code for a protein of 899 amino acids. Gene Ontology annotation, cellular component: nuclear speck; presynaptic active zone. The record is from RefSeq and is a predicted model, not a curated record. The transcript has 9 exons.
AAAAUCUCAUCUCUAACAGGAAAACUUGGUGGAAAAAAGGCAUAGAAAAUUUUGAAGGUUUAAUGUAAAAUAUUGCAAAACGGUAGAAGGAAAAUGUUUCCUCAUAACAAUCAUAAUCAAUUCAUGCCCCAAGCACCGCCACCUCCGCAUUUUCCAACCUCGGCUCUUGCAGAUGUUGGGCCUAAUGGAAGAAGCGGUGGUGUGGGUAAUGCCUUGGCCAUGGGAAUCGGCAAUAUUGCGCCCGUAAGUGGAAUGGGGCAAAUAGAUUGGGCUCAAUUGGCCCAACAGUGGAUUCAUAUGCGCGAUCAAACCGUAAGCACAGCAUCAACAACUCCGGGACCGCCGGCACCACCCAAUUUUGGUAUAAUACCCUUGGCACCGCCGCCCCCCAUUAUAAGCAAUGCACCGGAAUAUCAAAGACAGCAAUUGUCCAAUUUACAUUACGAGGAGCAUGGUGAGGCCGAUAUGGAUAUGGACGAUGAUACAGAGCGUGGACACGGCGUAGAUAUGCAGAUAUCAACGCCACCGCCGCCCAUGCCACCUGCAAUGUCCAACCAGAUUAGCCAAUCUGACAGCAAUGCAGCAGCGUCUGGUCGAGGUAAACAACAACAGGAGCAGCAAUGGACUAAUUGGCCAGGACAAAGCAAUAAGCAGGCCAUAAAUAACCCAACAGCUCAUAUACCCUCUCUACUGAAACUCAAUGUUAGCAAUCCCAAUGAGCCACAUGGAUUGGGGCAUCAUCAUCAAUCACAACCAAGUCAACAUCAACAGUUGCCGUCGCAGACUCAGCAACAGCAGCAGCAACAACAACAGCAAUUGGAGGUCAGUAAUAUGGGCGGCAGUGCCAGUGAAAUAGACACAAAUAAGCGUAAAAUGUUGCCAGCUUGGAUUAGAGAGGGCCUAGAAAAAAUGGAACGUGAAAAGCAGCGGCAGAUGGAACGAGAACAGCCGAUAACAACUACGAAUUUGGAUUUGGAUUUAUUGGGCUCAUCCACAGAUACCGAAAAUCAUCAUCAUAAUCAUAAGCAACAACAGCAACAGGGCCAAAAUGUUAAGCAAGUAUCUAGCAAAACACUAACAACACCUGUUAAUCUCAUGAACCUGACAAAUGUGGCCAGCGACAGCGAAGAUUCCCAUGAGGAGCUCUCAGGGAAUGCUCCUGCCUCAGCUCAGCUCAACAAAGGUAAAGAUAUGUUAAUUAGGAGAACAACAAGAAGAAGGAGCGAUUCACAAACUACCGAACAUACCCAAGACAUUGACGAGCAGGAGGAGCAGGAGGAGGAGCUGCCACCGAGAAGUGAGAUUAGAAAUGAUGCAAUAGCAACAAGGCAUUCUAGGCAAGUCCAUGACAAUGGUAAAAACUACGAAGAAAGACUGGCAGAUUUGAUGAUGGUUGUGCGACGCACAUUAACCGAAAUAUUACUGGAAACGACAAACGAAGAGAUUGCAAUCAUUGCAAGUGAAACAAUGAAAGCGCAUCGCGCUAAAGCGUCAUCAGCCCAAGUGAUUCGCAAAAGCGCCUUGUCCUCCAUAACCGGCAAUUUGGGUUUAGCUGCAUAUGGCGAUUCUUCCACCGAAAGCGAAGGGGAUGAUGAUGAUGAUGACGAUGGACAUAAGGACGGUGAUGAUGAUGACAGGACGUGGAAUACAACAACAACAACAGAUUCAGGAAAACUUAGCGCGGAAGAGUUAAAGGCCCGUAUACGACGUAGCAAACGUUCAUUUGAGAAGGUCAUUGUUGAUAUUGAACAACGAGUCGCCCAGCAAGAGCAACGCGAUGGGCUUGUAUUGGAAAAGCAACGCAAACUCGAAAUGGAACGCAUGGCAGAAAGGCGGAAAGGAUCCGGCAGCCAGCGAGAACCAAUCUGCGAAUCAUUACUACUUGGUUCUAGCAAUGAUAAAAUUAAACAGUUUAAUGGAAAACGUCCAAGUCGCAAGGAGCGUACUACACGGUUUAGCGACAACAAGGAUGUGAAACAGUCAAAUCAAAGUUUUAUCCAGCAUGUGGUAGUUGCUGCCGUUUCUGCUCCAGUAUCCAUGCCGGCGACCACAAGCAGCUCCUCUACAGCGGUGCCUUCAAAAAUAAAGCCUAUUCCCAAUGUGGCUACUAAUUUGCUACAGAUGCCCGAAUCAGUAGCAACUAUGCUGAGUGCUGCCGACAAAGCCCUACAGAAGGUUAAUAAAGCAUCAGACCGGAAACCUAAGCCGCGUCGUCGUUCUUCCACAACAUCAACUUCCAGCAGUAGUAGUGGAAGUGGCAGUGGCAGUAGUACCAGCUCUAGCUCCACUUCUAGUUCAAGCGAUAGCAGCACUUCCGCCACUACCAAAUCAUCCAGUAGCCGGAGUGUUAAUAGCAAGAAAAAGAACACCAGCAGCAGCAGCAAAAGUCGUCGUACAGCUGCAAGCAGCAGCAACAGUCGUCGUCAUCACCACCACCACCAUCACCAACGAGAUCAAGAUGGGGGGAGCAGCAGUCGCAGUAGAAGUAGAAAUAAAUACGAUCGACGAGAAAACGACAGAGAGCGUGAACACCGUCAUCAUUAUGGUGGCAGCAGCAGCAGCAAUAUGCAUCGACGACGUCCUAACAAGCGAGAUUCCAGCCAUUCUGGCGAUGAGCACAGGGACAAUAGGCAUCGUUCAUCCCGUCAUGGUGACUAUGCCAAAGCCAAGCGACAUCAUACACGAUCCCGUUCAAGAUCUAGAUCGCGCAACAGUCAACAUUACCACCAAAAUCACUCCACCAUUUCGCAUUUAUCUUCCUCUUCCGCGUCGCAUCAUCGCAAACGUGUCUGAAAUUCUUAUUUUAUAUGUGACUAUCAUAUUUUCGGUUUUCUUCAGUUUUGUGAGAUAAUUAUCUAGUUUUGAAUUUUAAUUAUCUAUAAUUUUUUUAUUCUUCUUUUCUGUUAUUAAACAUUAUUUAAAACAGUGUUUUUUAGUAAAGCUUAUUAAAAAAAUAAAGUAAAACAUUAAA